Messenger RNA from Chrysoperla carnea, 1055 nucleotides. Its product is annotated as macro domain-containing protein CT2219-like. Lineage: Eukaryota; Metazoa; Arthropoda; Insecta; Neuroptera; Chrysopidae. The record is from RefSeq and is a predicted model, not a curated record. The transcript has 4 exons. Gene Ontology annotation, biological process: purine nucleoside metabolic process; DNA damage response; peptidyl-glutamate ADP-deribosylation. Gene Ontology annotation, cellular component: nucleoplasm. Gene Ontology annotation, molecular function: ADP-ribosylglutamate-[protein] hydrolase activity. The coding region runs from base 154 to 960 and encodes 268 amino acids.
AAUUCCCAAAUUCUAAAAUUAUAUUCCCAAAUCCUCCCAAACGAUUCCCAAAUGAAUGGAAAUAGUUUGAGUGAAAAAUAACAAUUUUACCUGCUAACUAUACGGAGCUCAAAAGUGACAUUAUUCGUAUUUUGAAGUACUACAGCUGCCAAAAUGACGCGAUGGCAAGAAGAAAAACAACGAUAUUUAGAAUUAUCAAUUGAAGAAAAACGAAAAUUAUACACAACAAAAAAUUCAACUGUUCUUUCAAAGAUAUUACCAUGGAAAGCAUACUUUGAAAAGAAUGAAAUACAAUCAUUUACGAAUUUACCAAAAGAUGCAGGAUUUAUUAUGCCUACGUUAGAUGAAAACAGGAAUAUUGAAUUAGCGAAUAAAGUUUCUGUUUGGCAAGGUGAUAUAACAACUUUAGAGAUUGAUGGAAUUGUUAAUGCUGCAAAUAAAUCAUUGCGUGGGGGUGGUGGAGUUGAUGGUGCCAUUCAUAGAGCUGCAGGACAAAUACUUUUAGAAGAAUGUUUUUCAUUAAAUGGUUGUGAAACGGGAAAAGCGAAAAUUACUGGAGGGUAUAUGUUACCUGCAAGAUAUAUAAUUCACACAGUUGGUCCAAUCGGUGAAAAACCAAAAUUAUUGUUAUACAAAUAUAUUGUUAUACAAAAUUGUUAUACAAAUUGUUUAAAUCUUGCUGUAGAGAAUAAUAUAAAAACAAUUGGAUUUCCAUCAAUUUCAACGGGUGUGUAUGGAGAAAGAUAUCCCAUGGAGAAAGCUACAAGUGUGGCGUUAAAUGCUGUAAGAACAUUUUUACAAAAAGGCAAGAAUGCUGAUAAAAUUGAACGAGUUAUAUUUGUUGUAUUCUCGAAUGAUGAUUUACAAACGUACCAUCGUUAUAUGCAAAUUUAUUUCCCAUUAACUGUACCGGAAUCAGAUGAACCUGUAGAACCAAAUCCUGGUCAGAUUAAACUUUAAUUUCGUUUUUUUUAACAUCAUAUUAGAAAUGUUUUUUUCACCAAAAUAAAUUUUUAUAAUUGUUUAAAUUUUUUUCUUAUUUCAAAUUUUCAAUU